AUGGGCUGCAAUUUGUGCACCUUGCAGAAAAGGGAAGAACACUACAAACUGCUGUAUGAGAUUGCACAGGUGAACGGGCGCAACUUCUCCAAGGUGGACCAUGAGGAGGCAGUGGUGGAGGCCAUCAGGCGAGACCCCAUCGUUGUCCAGGUUCUCCGACGAACCCCCACCAGAGCGACGGCUGCCGUUGCACAUAACCAUGGUGGCGCGUCACAAGAUGUGUGUGUGGUGGAUGUUUGCACACAAACGGACAUCACCUUCGAGCACAUCAUGGCGCUGGCGAAGCUUCGGCCGGCUACUCCUCCGGUCCCUGACAUAUGUCCCUUCCUAUUGUCUGACAGUUGUCAUUCCAUCCACACCAUGGAGCAUGAGUUUUAUGAAUGUCCAGAGUACCUGUCCAAUAUCCCAGCAGAAGUGGAGAGGACUGAAGAGUAUGAGUAUGAGGAGGUGGAGCUGUGCAGGCGGAACAGCCUGGAGAAGCUUGGCUUGACGCUGUGCUACAGGACCGACGAUGAGGAGGACAGCGGCAUCUAUGUCAGCCAGGUGGAGCCAAAUAGCAUUGCAGCAAGAGAUGGACGCAUCAAGGAAGGAGAUCGUAUUCUACAGAUAAAUGGCUGUGAAGUGCAAGACAGAGAGAAAGCCGUUGCCCUGUUGUCAAGUGAAGAAGCAAGAAGCAUUAUACUAUUGGUGACAAGACCAGAAAUCCAGCUUGAGGAGGAGGUAUGGCUGGAUGAUGAGCAACAGGCGCUUGUGGAGGAGCUGAAGAUGGAAAUCCUUGAGGAGAGGAGGAAGCAGAAGGAGCGUAACUUUGACAGGGGAGAUGAGUAUCUAGCUGAAGAAGAGAUGACAACGGACACAGCCACGUGUUCCUCCAACAAUCAAGACAAAGACAGUGGGUUUGGUCACAGUACAGACAGUCCAGAUCACCAACCACUGUUGGCUAAACUACAAAGGAGGAGCCCAGCCCAUUGCCUGCGGGAGCGAUGGCGGGCAGAGCAUCCGCACACAAGACGAGGGAAUGUAGUGCCACAGGACACCCAGGGUCCGAGGACAUUGUCCAAAGGUCAAGGCCAUGAAGGGGUAAUCAGUAUUCGCAAUGGUGGAGGAGGGGUCCUAGGUUUAGAGAACCGCUUUCAGCAACUUCUAGAGCUCAAGUGUCAAAUCCGAAAUGGAGGCGAGUGUGGGGUGUACUCCAUUCGACACAGUAUAGAGUGUAGUGUCACUGAGCAAGGAAUGGAUGGAGAUGAUGUAGAUGGUGUUGGAGGAGGGAAGGGAGUAGAGCAGGAGUUGAGGAUGCUAAAUGAUGAACUGCGCAGCAUUGAGCUUGAGUGCCAGAGCAUCAUGCAGGCGCAUCAGCUCCGCCAGGCCCACCAGCUGGACCCCUCACAACCCUCGCCCUGCUCACCAGGACGAAGCCCCAAAGACGGACACAUGCGACAAGGCAGGCUGGCUGACAUCCAUGAAUAUCCCGAGCGGUCGGACAGCGACCGGAUUCGGGAAAAGGACAGCUCCAGUGCCUACAACACAGCGGAGAGUGCGCGGUCGACACCGCUAGGAAUGGAGAGAUCUCCUGAUCAUUCUCUGAGUAGACACAUCAGCAUCACCAACCAGAAAAACCUCAGACUGGCUUCCUCCACACCCUCCAGCCCAAUCCCUAUCCCCAAACCCCAGGGAACACCCAGUCUUAGCCGACCAGCAGAUCCAGGCCCUGUUAUCUCGAGCAGCCCCGACCAGAGCAACCCUUCCCGGUCUGAGUCAGACCCUGCCAUGCCUGCGGACGACGAGAGAUGUGAGAAGAAAGGAAGGAAAAGAGAUUCCAGGAGGGGGCUUCCCUAUGGUUCUUAUCAGACAACCCCCUAUCAAGGCCAGGGAGGAUCCAGGCAACUUCAGAGCUACAUGCAGCUUCUACAACAGCACUCAUCCCUGGAGUAUUCCCAGAGUCAGCUGAGUCUGUUAAGUGUCUGUCGAGAUCCCAUUCGGACCGGGCGCCCUGGGGAACCCCGUCUAGAGUGGAAGGUCAAAGUUCGGGCAGACGGCACGCGCUACGUGGCCCGGAGGCCUGCUCGCGACCGCAUUUUGAGGGAGCGGGCGCUAAGGAUCAGAGAAGAGAGAAGCGGAGGCAUGACCACAGAUGACGAUGCUAUGAGCGAGAUGAAGAUGGGCCGCUACUGGAGUAAAGAGGAGAGGAAGCAGCACUUGGCGCGGGCCAGGGAGCAAAGAAAGAGGAGGGAGUUCAUGCAAAAGAGCCGCCUUGAGUGUCUAAAGGAGGGGCCAGGCAGUGGAGCUGAGGGCAGGAAGGAGGUCAAUAUCUUGGAGCUCAGUCACAAAAAGAUGAUGAAGAAACGAAACAAAAAGAUCCUGGAUAACUGGAUGACCAUCCAGGAGCUGAUGAGCCAUGGGGCUAGAAUCCCAGAGGGCUCCAAAGUACAUAAUGCUUUCCUAUCUGUCACAACUGUCUAG
This is a messenger RNA of Anoplopoma fimbria (sablefish), 2460 nucleotides long. RefSeq names its product PDZ domain containing ring finger 4 (gene pdzrn4). Gene Ontology annotation, molecular function: protein binding. The transcript is spliced from 9 exons. Lineage: Eukaryota; Metazoa; Chordata; Actinopteri; Perciformes; Anoplopomatidae. The record is from RefSeq and is a predicted model, not a curated record. The coding region runs from base 1 to 2460 and encodes 819 amino acids.